Molecule: messenger RNA, 1809 nt
Organism: Fraxinus pennsylvanica
Lineage: Eukaryota; Viridiplantae; Streptophyta; Magnoliopsida; Lamiales; Oleaceae
Source: the annotation of a GenBank genome assembly
AUGGGGGAUUUCAAUUUGGCGUUGGUAAUCGUUGCGAUAGUAGUGUGUGUGCUGGUGUUUAUAUUUAAUUUAUACCUCCUAGUAAACUACCAGCAUCCAGAUGACGCCAAUCAGGCGUAUUUCCCCAAAUUCGUCGUAGUUUUGGGUCUCUCCGUAGCGGCAAUUUCGAUUUUAAUGCUUCCGGCGGAUGUGGCUAACCGGCAGGCUUGCCGGCGCGCGAUUUAUAAUGGUGCGUGUAACCUCACGCUCCCCAUGAAGGACCUAUGGCUCGCCAUCUACAUUAUUGAUGCUAUCCUCGUGUUUUUCGUCAUACCGUUUGCAAUGUUCUACUAUGAAGGCGACAUGGAUAAAAGUGUUUGGAAAAGGAUGAAAAGUGCAUUGCUGUGGGUAGUAACGACAGCUAUUGUUUGUGCUUUGGUGCUAGGGAUUUUGUAUGGACUUGUUGGUAAGGUGGACUUCACAGUUCGACACCUAUCGUCAUCCACUGAACCCUUUCCAUCUACUUGGGGCUUAACAAGUGGUCAACAAUGUGUUGGAAGUGGAAUACGACAGUGCUCUGCAUAUUCUGCCAGUGCUUCGUCCGAGACUACAUGGACUAUGCGAACUACCUUCCCAGAAUAUGUUGUUGCUCUAGCGACAAUUGUUGGUUCUGUGCUUUUCACUAUUUUUGGUGGUGUCGGCAUUGCUUGCCUCCCAUUGGGACUUAUAUUUUCAUUCUUCAGACGACCUAAGGCUGUUAUAACACGUUCGCAGUAUAUCAAGGAGGCAACUGAACUUAGUAAAAAAGCUAGAGAAUUGAAAAAAGCAGCUGAUGCACUUCAUCAAGAGGAAAGGAGUGGUAAUAAGGGAAGAAAAUGGCGUAAAAAUGUAAAAGCAGUAGAAAAGGAGCUACUUCUCUUGGAAGAAGAUGUGAAGGCAUUGGAAGAGAUGUACCCUCAGGGUGAAAAGGCUGAAGCUUCAUGGGCUAUGACUGUUCUUGGCUACCUAGCCAAACUUGUACUACCAUUGGGACUUAUAUUUUCAUUCAUCAGACGACCUAAGGCUGUUAUAACACGUUCGCAGUAUAUCAAGGAAGCAACUGAACUUAGUAAAAAAGCUAGAGAAUUGAAAAAAGCAGCUGAUGCACUUCAUCAAGAGGAAAGGAGUGGUAAUAAGGGAAGAAAAUGGCGUAAAAAUGUGAAAGCAGUAGAAAAGGAGCUACUUCUCUUGGAAGAAGAUGUGAAGGCAUUGGAAGAGAUGUACCCUCAGGGUGAAAAGCUGAUUGACAGCAUAUAUUUGCUGGCUUUGAACAGGUUGAUAGUUUCAGUGGCUUGGAUUGCACAUAUAGUCAUAUAUUUGCUGGUUGACCCUCCUAUUUCUGCAUUUCUUAACGAGAUCUUCAUCAAAUUGGAUGAUGUUUGGGGUCUGCUGGGAACUGCAGCGUUUGCCUUUUUCUGCUUCUAUCUUCUGCUUGCAGUUAUUGCUGGGGCAAUGAUGCUUGGUUUGAAAUUAGUUUUCGUUACCAUCCAUCCUAUGAAAUGGGGAGCCACGCUCAUGAAUUCUUUUCUUUUUAAUGUGGGCCUCAUUCUCCUUUGCUCAAUAAGUGUGAUCCAAUUCUGUGCCACUGCAUUUGCAUACUAUGCACAAGCUACCGCUGCUCAAGAAAUCUUUGGUCACACCUUGCAAUCACUUAGGGGAAUCAAAUAUUUAUACAAGUAUAAUGUCUUUCAGAUUGGAUUCAUUGUCCUGGCGGGGCUGACUUUUGUGUAUUAUGCAGCUUUUGGGUGGAGAAGAAAAAAGCCUAGUGGCAGAUUCCAGCUUUCAACAUAA